This is a messenger RNA of Zymoseptoria tritici IPO323, 1996 nucleotides long. RefSeq names its product secreted peptidase S10 (gene PEP-S10.2). Gene Ontology annotation, molecular function: serine-type carboxypeptidase activity. Gene Ontology annotation, biological process: proteolysis. NCBI's taxonomy places the organism in Eukaryota, Fungi, Ascomycota, Dothideomycetes, Mycosphaerellales, Mycosphaerellaceae. The transcript is spliced from 4 exons. Gene Ontology annotation, cellular component: fungal-type vacuole. The record is from RefSeq and is a predicted model, not a curated record. The coding region runs from base 29 to 1996 and encodes 655 amino acids.
UGUACGAGAUAGCAUCGGCAAAGAAGCGAUGUUGAAAAACCUCCUGCUCCUGCUGGCAGCCAAGUCGGUCCUCGGUCAAUUUGUACCCGAGCCGGAAGGGAUCACUGUUCUUAGGAGCAAGUUCGACAACAACGUUACGAUUUCAUACAAAGAGACUGAAAUCUGCGAGACGACUCCAGGGGUGAGAUCGUUCGCAGGCUACGUCCACCUCCCACCCGGAGCCUUCGAUGACUUGGGCGAGCCGACAGAGUACCCGGUCAACACAUUCUUCUGGUUCUUCGAGAGCAGAAAAGACCCAGCAAAUGCACCGCUCAGUAUCUGGCUGAAUGGCGGGCCGGGUAGCUCGUCCAUGUACGGGCUUUUCGUCGAACAUGGGCCCUGCUUCGUCAACGCGGACUCAAACUCCACUCGCAUCAAUGAAUGGGCGUGGAACAAUGAGGUCAACAUGCUCUUCCUGGAUCAACCCGUCCAAGUUGGCUUCUCAUACGAUAGCCUGCAGAACAUCUCGACAAACAUCGUCACCGGAGACAAGACGCUGCUGAACGAGACUGAUCCCAUCCCGGAACAGAAUGCUACUUUGCGUGUCGGCACAUACGCUUCCCAGGACCAGAAUCGAACUACCCGUGGAUCCGUCAAUGGUGCCAAAGCUCUUUGGCACUUCGCUCAGUCAUGGUUCCAGGAGUUCCCAGAAUACAAGCCCAACGAUGACCGUAUCAGUCUCUCAACACAGUCAUACGGCGGAAGAUAUGGUCCUGCUACCUUUGCAUACUUUCAGGAGCAGAACGAACGUAUCGAGAACGGCACUUUGCCCGACGAAGAUGGAGAAUACGUCGCCUUGAACCUCGACACCCUCCUGAUCGUCAACGGCUGCAUCGACCGUCUCGUCCAAUGGCCGUCAUAUGUACAGAUCGUCAGGAACAACACGUACGGCAUCGAGUCAGUCAACGAGACUGUCCAAGAACAAAUGCGUGACGCUCUCCACCGCGAAGGAGGCUGUCAGGACCAGAUCUGGGCUUGCCGCAACGUCUCUAUCGUCUACGAUCCUGAGAACACCGGAAUCAACGCCACCGUCAAUGACCUUUGCCAGGAAGCAGAGAGCUUCUGCAAUGACGAGGUCCGAUCCCCAUACAACAGGUACUCCGGACGCAACUACUACGACUUCACGCAAGUCGAGCCGCUGAACUUCCCAUAUCCGUUCUACCAAGGCUACCUGCAACAGCCGCAUGUCCAAGCCGCACUGGGUGUGCCUUUGAACUUCUCGCAGUCUUCUCCAGCGUCCAGUGGAGCCAUCAGGGGAAUCGGCGACUACGUCCGACCCGGCUGGCUAGAAGAUCUGGCAUACCUGCUCGAAGAGGGCGUCAAAGUGCAACUAAUGUUCGGUGAUCGAGACUAUGCCUGCAACUGGAUCGGCGGAGAAGCAGCCUCGCUAGCAAUCGACUACACCAACACCACCGCCUUCCACGCCGCCGGCUACGCCGACAUCCAAAGCAACGCCACCUUUUCCGGCGGCCAAGUCCGUCAACACGGCAACCUCUCCUUCGCCCGGGUCUACCAAGCCGGACACGAAGCACCCUCCUACUCGCCCGAGACUGCUUACCGUAUCUUCAUGCGGACGCUCAAUAAUGUCGACAUCGCGACUGGUGAACUUCCACUGACAGCGGAGAAUGGCACGAUUUAUAGUUCCGCGGGACCACCGGAUACGUUCCGUGUGAAGAAUGAGAUUCCGGAACAGAGAUUGCAGUGGUGCUAUGCGUAUGAUCUGUCGGGGUGUACGGAGGAGCAGAUUGCGAUGAUUGAGAAUGGGACGGCUCCCGUGAAGAAUUGGAUUUUUGUGGAUGCGAAUUCGACGAAGUUGUUUCCUGAGGUUGUUGGGAGGGGGAUGGAGAAUGAUACGGGGAAUAGUAUGCCGCCGGAGGUGAGUACGGGUGAUGCGGCGGUGCUGAGCAAUGAGGUUGGAGCAGUGCUGCUGUUGGCAGCUGCUGUGGCUCUGUUCUAG